UCGUACCGAGCAGCAGCUGAUACCACAUCACCGUUGUUCUCUACCGUUCAACCGUGUUUUUGCUUGAUUUUAUUGGUUUUUUUCUGUACACCGUUUUCCUUUUGUUUUACUCAAAACCGUUUUGUAUUAGAGCAAUAAUCACAUUCGACCGUUCCGAGUUUUACUGUACAGUCCACAACACUGAACCGACCGACUACCAGAGCGACCGAUAUAAAAAUGAAAAUCUUUUGUGUAUUAGUAACUUUUCUAUUCCUUGUGGAUAUUUUCGCAAAUGUCUAUGAUGAUUACUUGUAUAGUAUUUACAUAACAACUGGAGCCAUCAAACAAGCUUCUACUCUAAAUGAUUUAAUUGUAGGAAAUAGAGCUAGAAAAAAUCGAUUGGAGCAUCUGAUCGAAACAUUGGUUGAUAAUUCUUAUAACGGCCUAGACUACAAGGACUUCUGCAAAAUUAAUUUUUUGAUCGCUGUACCGGAUCGAACAGAUAUUGUCUCGGAAAUAGCGGAUGAAAUAGACAAAGAGGAAUUAGAAAAAGCCAUUUAUUACCUUCGAAAUCUGAUACAAGACAUAGAAAGUAUAAUUGGAUGUGUAUUUGCUGUAAUUAAACAAGAUUUGGGAACACCAAACGAACUUGCAAGCGAACGGAGAGAUUUUGUUGUUCCUGCUAUAAUAAGGAUAAUGAGACGUCGUUUAUCAGAUGGAACUUUGAAUAAUGAAGCCUAUUUAUUACCUCAAUGUCGUUUGCUAGGAUUAUACUUGAGUACACAAUUACCACGUUCAUACAUAAAAGAAGUUGAGAUUGACUUAACUUACCGUAAAUGUAUCUUAAUCGAUAAUAAUGAAGGCAAAAUGAGAUUGGACGUCUACGAUUCCACCCACAUCGAACAUUUUGAACGUCUACCAUUAUAAUUUAAAACCUGUAUAUGUUAGAAAAACACUGGCAUCUAUAUUCUGUUCAUUCCAUGUUAUAUUAUAAUUUAUCUUAUUAUUAUCACUAUAUGCAAUAUAAAAUUGUAAAAUAUUAUACAUAUAUACGCUGGCGGAUAAUGAACCGUCGGUGGAUUUUCUCAAUAGCAUAUUCCACAUAAUACAAUUUUUGUAAUGUCUAUUUCUGUUUUAUUUCAU
Molecule: messenger RNA, 1122 nt
Organism: Adelges cooleyi (spruce gall adelgid)
Lineage: Eukaryota; Metazoa; Arthropoda; Insecta; Hemiptera; Adelgidae
Exons: 12
Coding region: 217-906 (229 amino acids)
Source: RefSeq, a predicted model, not a curated record